Alternaria burnsii is the source of this 2229-nucleotide messenger RNA. Its product is annotated as nol1 nop2 sun family rna met. The record is from RefSeq and is a predicted model, not a curated record. Gene Ontology annotation, biological process: rRNA base methylation; maturation of LSU-rRNA. Bases 1 to 2229 code for a protein of 742 amino acids. Gene Ontology annotation, cellular component: nucleolus. Gene Ontology annotation, molecular function: rRNA (cytosine-C5-)-methyltransferase activity; RNA binding. The transcript is spliced from 3 exons. Lineage: Eukaryota; Fungi; Ascomycota; Dothideomycetes; Pleosporales; Pleosporaceae.
AUGGGUCAAGGUCGCCGCAUGAAGAAGCAGGGCAUGCCCGAUGUCCUCGACGAAUCGCUAGUAACCAGGAAGCGAAAAGAUGCGCCCGUCGCCGUAAACCCAGAGCGCAAGAAGAGGAGUAGGACAGCUGCAAGAGAAGCUAAGGAAGCCAAGGCGAAGGCGACCCCCAAGACGAGAGUAGCUGGAAAGCCCGUCAAGCAGCCUCUCAAGACGGCUGCUGCUGUCGUGAAUGGAGCGAAAGCAAAGUCAAAGAAGUCAGCACCUCAGCCGCCAUCGGAUGAUGAAGACGAUGUCUCAGACAUCGACGACUCUGACAUGGAGAACAUCAACGUCACCGGGCUCGAUGCCCUCGGUAGCGCGUCCGAAGAUGAAGACGACGAGGAGAUGAACGACGACGAAUUCGACUCGGACGUUGUGGACUCGGACGACGACAUCAGGAGGGGCGCGGCCAUGUGGUCAGACGACGAUGAUGAGGAGGAUGCAGAAGAGAAGCUCACAGCCGCUAACAUUGCCGGAUUGUCCACACGCUUGGAUAUGCAGAAGGCGAUCGAGGAAGCGGAGGCGCAAGCUGAGUUGGAGGAGAACAACAUGCAGACAAACAUCGCCAAUGAGCGACCCAAGAUUCUAGAGGAUGAGGAGGAUGAGGAUGGCAGGCCGAUCACCAACCUUGUCAACCAGGAUAUCCAGCUGCUGCGCACAAGACUUACAGACACCAUCCGUGUGCUGGACGACUUCAAGAACCUUGCCGAGGAAGGUCGGAGUAGAGCAGAGUACAGGGCGUCGCUCCUGAAGGAUAUCUGUGCAUACUACGGUUACUCCGAGUUCCUUGCAGACAAGCUUCUGAACCUCUUCCCUCCCCGCGAAGCCCAAGCUUUCUUCGAAGCCAACGAGACCCCAAGACCGGUCGUCAUCCGAACAAACACCCUCCGAACACACCGAAGAGAGCUUGCGCAGAGCUUGAUCAACCGUGGUGUACAGCUUGAACCCGUUGGAAAGUGGUCUAAAGUCGGUCUACAGAUUUUCGAUGCACAGGUGCCUCUGGGUGCUACACCCGAAUAUCUCGCUGGACACUACAUUCUCCAAGCUGCUUCCUCGUUCCUGCCCGUCAUGGCCUUAGCACCUCAAGAAAACGAGCGCGUGCUUGAUAUGGCUGCUGCUCCCGGUGGAAAAACUACACAUUUGGCCGCUUUGAUGAAGAACACCGGAUGCAUUUUCGCCAACGACGCCAACAAAGAUCGUGCCAAGGGUUUGAUCGGUAACAUUCACCGUCUAGGCGCAAAGAACGUCAUUGUGUCCCACUACUCGGCUCUCGAAUUCCCUAGGGUUAUGGGUGGUUUCGACCGUGUGUUGCUCGACGCUCCAUGCUCCGGUACUGGUGUCAUCGCCAAGGAUGCCAGUGUCAAGACCAACAAAACCGAAGCAGACUUCUUGAGGCUGCCCCAUCUUCAGAAACAGUUGCUGCUCGCGGCCAUCGACUCCGUUAACCAUCACUCAAAGACUGGAGGUUACAUUGUCUACAGUACUUGUUCCGUCACCCUAGAAGAGAACGAACAAGUUGUACAAUAUGCGUUGAACAAGCGGUCGAACGUCAAGCUCGUGGAGACCGGACUCACCUUUGGUAAAGAAGGAUUCACCAACAUCGGCGGCAAGAUCUUCCACCCCUCGAUGAAGAUGACAAGGAGAUAUUACCCCCACACCUACAACGUCGACGGUUUCUUCGUCGCCAAGUUCAAGAAGAUCGGACCCACACCUCCCAACGCUGUUGGUGUCAACGAGGCUUCGACUGCGAAGACCAACAACACCGCCAACACCAAGGACGCAGCUACUGAAGUUGAGAUGGUCGACCGCACACCUAUCGGUGCUGACAGCGACGAGGAAUCAGACUUUGGUGGCUUCGAUGAGGAGGAAGACGCGAAGUACAUUGAAAAAGCAAAGGCCAAGACCAUGCGCAGGAAGGGCAAGGAUCCUAGGGCUGUUGUACCAAAGGGCGAGAAGUCUGCCAAUGGUACGCCAGAGAAGAAGGCGAAGGAGACGCCCAAGGAGGCCACAAAGGAGUCACCCAAGGCUCAGAAUGGCGAUGUAAGCGUGAAGGAUAAGUCAGGCAAGAAGGAGAAGAAGGGCGGUGGCGUUGAAGUCGCUACUACCUCGAAUGGUGUCAGCGCAAAGGAAACCAAGGUGGAAUCGAAGAAGGCGCGGAGAAAGAGUGGUGAGAAGAAGAACAAGGCGUAG